AUAAGAGAGAAGGGAGGGGAGAGAGAGACCCUUCCUCUGUUCACCCACCCUCUCUCUCUCUCUACAGGCACACAUAAUCACAGCCAAAUCAUCCUCCCCAACGAAACAAGAACGCCAUUCUCGCGUACACAGAAGGGGAGAGGAAAAAUCAUCUCCUUCCACUUCUCCUCCUCCACCAAAUCCGCCAAAAAUCCGAUCUUUAUUCCAGAAAGACCCUCCUUUUCUUGGUUCAUACAGAUAUAUACAGCUAUAUAUAGCUUUUGGUCUCGUGGAUAGGUUCUUGGCUUCCCUUCGGGCUGUUACUUAGAGUGAGUCCAAAUCGCCUGCGACUGAAGGGGGCAUGGCGGAGGAGGAGAGGCGGCGUUUUGCGAAUCUGCGCAGCGUCCGGUGGCGGGUCGAUCUCGGCAUCCUGCCAGCGUCGCCGGAGGCAUCCGUCGACGAGCUCCGCCGCGCUGCCGCCGAUUCGCGGAGGAGGUAUGUUAGUUUGAGGCGACGCCUUAUGGUAGACCCUCAUCUUCCAAAGGAGGAGGACAGAUCAUCCAACCUCGUUGUUGACAAUCCGCUCUCUCAGAACCCAGAUAGCAGCUGGGGUCGUUUUUUCAGAGGGGCUGAGUUGGAGAAGACUGUUGACCAAGACUUGUCUCGAUUAUAUCCAGAAGAUGAUAGUUACUUUCAAACUCCUACUUGCCAGGCCAUGCUGAGGAGAAUACUAUUAAUGUGGUGCCUUCAGCACCCGGAGUGUGGAUAUUGCCAAGGAAUGCAUGAACUAUUAGCUCCUCUUGUGUAUGUUCUUCAAGUUGAUAUUGAUAAACUUUCUCAAGUACGGGAACUCCAUGAAGACUGCUUUAAUGAUGAUUUUGAUGGAGUGCCUUUCCCUGAUACCGAUAUGGUUUUUAGUUAUAAACCUAGAAAGGAUUCAAAGUGGAAUUCAGGAGCUGACAAUGAGAAUGAUUCUGAAAGAGCUUCCAAAGUUAACACUCUUGAUGAGCUUGACCUGGAUACAAAAGAAAUAAUUUUACUUAGUGAUGCAUAUGGAGCUGAGGGUGAACUAGGCAUUGUAUUGUCUGAAAGGUUCAUGGAACAUGAUGCCUAUUCGAUGUUUGAUGGUUUGAUGGAUGGAGGUAGCGGAAGGGUUCGCAUGGCGGAGUUUUUCUCCGCAUCCAAGGUUGGAUCUAGUUCAAGUCAACCACCUGUUAUUGAAGCCUCAUCAUCUUUAUUUCAUUUGCUUUCAAUUGUUGAGCCAUCUCUUCAUAGCCAUUUCAUUGAGCUGGAUGUGGAACCACAGUAUUUUGCACUUCGUUGGCUGCGGGUCUUGUUUGGACGAGAGUUAUGUCUCAACGAUCUUUUAGUAGUAUGGGAUGAAGUCUUCGCUUGUUCCAAUGAGAUGCUGCUUAGAAACGAUGAAGAAUACAGUUUUAGAAUCUUGUGCUCAUCUAGAGGGGCAUUCAUUGCAGCCAUGGCUGUCUCUAUGCUUCUUCACCUUAGAUCAUCUCUGUUGGCUACUGAAAUUAACACAUCUUGUCUUCAAAGAUUAUUGAACUUUCCAAACAACAUUGAUGUGCAGAAGCUAAUUGAGAAAGCCAAAUCUCUACAGUCUAUUGCCAUUGAUGCGAACACAUCAUCCCCAUCUUUCCUAUCAAAGAAGGAUAGCUGUGAGUAUGAUACGGUUCACAGCAAUCUUGCUACUUCAACUCCUCCAAGAACUCCACUGCGUACAUUAUCUGAGAGUUACUGGGAAGAGCAGUGGAGAAACCUGCACAAAGAUGGAACAGCUCCCAAGGAGAUUGAAAAAGAUCAUUCUUUCAGCAGAUCACAAAAGAAAUCUUUGAGCCAGAGUCUUGGAUUAUCUAGGAGAGAGUCAGAUCCUUCUCCAGUGAAGGUAGUCAGCGUGAGGAGUGACACUAAGAAUUCAGUGAGACGGUGCCUACUGAGCUCUUUAUCAGAUGAAGUGAUACGGUCUAAAGAAGUUGCUGGGAAAAUUCAACAAGAUGAAUUCCCUAUUGUCUCAAUUCACAAGGAGUCUCUUCUGAGUUCUGAAAGGCCCUCACAGCUAAAGGUAGCUGGUGAAGAUUUAACAGUAAAAAAUUCACCAGUUGAACCUGCUGAUGCGAGUGUGACACAAACGACAGAAACAUGUGCAGCAGAAGCUUGUUCCAGUGGUGAAAACUCUCCAGUGUUCUAUACAGCUAGUGCUGGUAAUGAGCUUGAGAAUAGUCAUGACAACGAUUCUGAGAGUAGCAUCACUUCAAAUUCGUGCGCUGGUGACGAUGACAGAGAUGAAUUUCCCCAAGAUGAGUCAUCCAGCUCUAACUGCGAGGAGAAAGCCGUCUCAGAAGCAGCAGCAUCUGAUAAAAAUUCAGAACCAGUUGGACCCUUUGAAAGAACCGCUGUUUCUAAUGAAAGAAAGCCAUUUAUUAGUAAACUGCAAUGGUUCUUGAAGCUUGGCAGAUCAUCAGGUGAAAGCAACAUAGAGAAGAGUAGUGGUGAGACAUCAGAUGAUAAACUUGAUGUUGUUCCUCCCAGCUCUUCACCUUCUGAUGUGAGUUCAGAUAACUCCCGUGGUAACAAUAAUUUGGCUUCUGGUGAUAAGAAGGUCAUGGGCACACUCCAGAACAUUGGACAAAACAUGCUUGAAAAUAUCCUGGUGAUUGAAUCAGCGUUUCAGCAAGAUCGUGGUCAGCCUAGCCCCAUGGAGAACUUCUCAAACAACAUUCUUGGAGGCAAAGGGCAGGUCACGGCAAUGGCUGCUCUGACAGAGCUUCGCAAGAUCAGCAAUCUACUCCGUGAGAUGUAAAUUUGCAAACCGCUCGCAUGUCGCCCAUUCUUUCUCGAUUCAUUAGCUCAAAUAAGGCCCUCUGGCCCUGUAGUAAGAAGGCAGGCACCUAGCCCCUUGUAUAUAUAGAUUCCAUUCGAUUCCAUUGAGUUCAGUAUGUAAUGUCUGUACCUAAGGGUCGCCUAUCAAUUUAGUUGCACGAGAUGAGGGAAUAAACUCUCUUGGGCGUUAGGAAGCAACAUUUUGAUGGAACAAUUUUGUAAGCGUAAUCUUUUAAGGUAGAAUAAAUGAAAUAAGUUAUGUCC
This is a messenger RNA of Phragmites australis (common reed), 3078 nucleotides long. RefSeq lists its product as uncharacterized. The transcript has 5 exons. Lineage: Eukaryota; Viridiplantae; Streptophyta; Magnoliopsida; Poales; Poaceae. The record is from RefSeq and is a predicted model, not a curated record. Gene Ontology annotation, molecular function: GTPase activator activity. Gene Ontology annotation, biological process: activation of GTPase activity. The coding region runs from base 341 to 2794 and encodes 817 amino acids.